GUCCCUUUAGAACAAAAUAAACCAUGAAAACAUAACUUUUAAACCGUUUUGUCAUCCUAAAAAACAGAGCACUGCUUAAUGUAGUGCAGCAGAUCAGUGCAAGAAUUUCAAAUAUGAGGGGAGGGGAGCAGAUUGGCCAUUUCUAAUUAUUCUAAGUCCCCCCAAUGUCUAUGGUGGUUACAGCCCGGUUACAGUUUAAAUGCAUUAGGAUAAAUUGCAUAUUGUUUUUGUUACAGAACUCUCCUUCCUAUUCAGUUCUAAUAGAAGACGCAAUGAAUUCAACUCCAGUUACAGAUUAUGAAUAUGAUUUAGAUGAUUUAUCUGAAGACAGCAAUGUGAAAGUAGAGGAACAUCUUGGAUACUGCAGGGAAGCAGCAUGUAUAAUUACAGUGAUCUUUAAUGUGAUCAUAUUCCUUCUUGGCAUCAUUGGAAAUGGUGCGGUGAUCUGGAUUACUGGUUUUAAGAUGAAGAAGUCAGUGAACACCACCUGGUACCUGAGUCUGGCUCUGUCUGACUUCAUUUUCUGCGCUACUCUCCCUUUCACCAUUGACUACAUCUUGAAGAACAACUGGAUCUUUGGGCUCUUCAUGUGCAAGUUCAACGCUUUUGUUAUGACCCUCAAUAUGUACAGCAGCAUUUUCAUCCUGGUCAUCAUUAGUGUGGAUCGCUGCAUCACCGUCAAGUUUCCUGUCUGGGCCCAGAAUCAGCGCACCGUACAGAAAGCUUCUGUAGUUGUUAUGUUAGUUUGGUUCAUGUCUUCUUUGCUUAGCAUUCCACCUGCCAAAUUCAGAGAGAUCAUAAAUAUGGGAUCAAAAGACACAUGCUAUAGCAAUUAUGAGAAUCACCACAAAACUGUUGUGUUCAUGCGCUUUACUUUUGGGUUUUUGAUUCCAUUCCUGAUCAUCUUCACAUGUUACUCCAUCCUGAUCCGUAAACUUAGAGCAAACCAAAUGUCCAAAUCCACCAAGCCCUACAAGAUCAUGACGUUACUGAUCACAACUUUUUUCAUCUGUUGGUUGCCAUUUCAAGUAGUUUCCAUUUUAGAGUUGGACCGAACCGAGCGGAGCUUUGCCUUUCACACAGCCCAACAAGUAUCCGGCAGUCUCGCCUGUGCAAACAGCUUUCUAAACCCGUUCCUCUAUGCAUUCAUGGCCAAGGACUUAAAGAAGAAAUGCUAUUUCUUUCUUUCCAAGAUUGAGAGCGCCAUCGAUGAGGAGACCCGAAGUGCUUUCAGAGCAACUUCAAUUACCAAUUCUGUGGAUAACAGACAUUCCACUGCUGUCUGAAAUUUUAACAAGUCAUGGACUAAAGAGAAUGCUGGCCCAUAGAAACGACUUGGCAUUAACAAGUCAUGCAGCUGUUGCAUGUUUGAGCUUGUAAAUUUAAAAGUAGAAGUUAAAAAAAACUGUAAAUAGAUGUUCAAUAUAAGCUACUUUACAAGUCAUUGUAUUUUGUCCAUGACAGCUAUUAAAUAUUUAGUUUUUAUCUUACCAUUUAAGUUACUGGGGUGGGGGGUUAAAAGAAUUUGGGAUUUUUGAAUGUAUGUAUUAAACAUCAUUUGGGCAAGAUCGAUAAAUGUUGUCAUGCUCCACAUCUCUCUCUGUUGUGCUAACAUAUACAUAAAAAUAUAUAAUAAAAAUCUUGUUCUAACCA
Messenger RNA from Cyprinus carpio (common carp), 1653 nucleotides. RefSeq names its product chemerin-like receptor 1. The record is from RefSeq and is a predicted model, not a curated record. NCBI's taxonomy places the organism in Eukaryota, Metazoa, Chordata, Actinopteri, Cypriniformes, Cyprinidae. Gene Ontology annotation, cellular component: plasma membrane. Gene Ontology annotation, molecular function: complement receptor activity; G protein-coupled receptor activity. Gene Ontology annotation, biological process: regulation of calcium-mediated signaling; complement receptor mediated signaling pathway; positive regulation of cytosolic calcium ion concentration.